AUGGCCCCGCCGCGGGAGCCGGGCGGCGGCGGGGGCGGGCUGGUGGUGCUGCUGCGGCUGGUGGCGGCGGUGGGGCUGUGGGUGGCGCGGGGCGCUUGGGGCUUCGGCGACGAGGAGGAGCGGCGCUGCGACGCCAUCCGCAUCGCCAUGUGCCAGAACCUGGGCUACAACGUCACCAAGAUGCCCAACCUGGUGGGCCACGAGCUGCAGACCGACGCCGAGCUGCAGCUGACCACCUUCACGCCGCUCAUCCAGUACGGCUGCUCCAGCCAGCUGCAGUUCUUCCUUUGUUCGGUCUACUUCCCGAUGUGCACCGAGAAGAUCAACAUCCCGAUCGGCCCCUGUGGCGGCAUGUGCCUCUCGGUCAAACGGCGCUGCGAGCCGGUCCUGAAAGAAUUUGGCUUCUCGUGGCCCGAAAGCUUGAACUGUAGCAAAUUCCCCCCGCAGAAUGACCACAACCAUAUGUGCAUGGAAGGCCCGGGGGACGAAGAGGUCCCCCUUCACAGCAAAGCCCCCUUGCACCCGGGGGAAGAGUGCCACACGGUGGGAUCUAACUCAGACCAGUACAUCUGGGUCAAAAGAAGUCUGAACUGCGUUCUCAAGUGCGGCUACGACGCCGGCCUCUACAGCCGGUCGGCGAAGGAGUUCACCGACAUCUGGAUGGCCGUGUGGGCCAGCCUGUGCUUCGUGUCCACCGCCUUCACGGUCUUGACCUUCCUGAUCGAUUCCUCUCGGUUUUCCUACCCCGAGCGCCCCAUCAUCUUCCUGAGCAUGUGUUACAAUAUUUAUAGCAUUGCUUACAUUGUCCGGCUGACCGUGGGCCGGGAGAGGAUUUCCUGUGAUUUUGAAGAGGCGGCAGAACCUGUUCUUAUCCAAGAGGGCCUCAAGAACACAGGAUGUGCUAUAAUUUUCUUGCUGAUGUACUUUUUCGGCAUGGCGAGCUCCAUCUGGUGGGUGAUCCUGACGCUGACGUGGUUUCUGGCGGCGGGGCUCAAGUGGGGUCAUGAGGCCAUCGAGAUGCACAGCUCCUAUUUCCACAUCGCCGCCUGGGCGAUCCCGGCAGUGAAGACCAUCGUCAUCUUGAUCAUGCGGCUGGUUGACGCAGACGAGCUGACCGGGCUGUGUUAUGUCGGCAACCAGAACCUUGAUGCGCUCACGGGCUUCGUGGUGGCCCCUCUGUUCACCUACCUGGUGAUCGGGACGCUCUUCAUAGCCGCCGGCUUGGUGGCCUUAUUUAAAAUCCGGUCCAACCUGCAAAAGGACGGGACAAAAACGGACAAGCUCGAGCGACUGAUGGUGAAAAUCGGGGUCUUCUCGGUGCUCUACACCGUCCCGGCCACCUGCGUCAUCGCGUGUUACUUCUACGAGAUCUCCAACUGGACUAUCUUCCGCUACUCGGCGGACGACUCCAACAUGGCGGUGGAAAUGCUUAAAAUUUUCAUGUCCCUUCUCGUGGGGAUCACGUCGGGCAUGUGGAUCUGGUCGGCCAAGACGCUGCACACUUGGCAGAAGUGCUCGAACAGGCUGGUGAACUCGGGGAGGGUAAAAAGGGGCGAGAAACGAGCCGACAGCUGGGCAAAACCUAGUAAAGGGAACGAGACUGUGGUAUAAACGCG
Molecule: messenger RNA, 1616 nt
Organism: Euleptes europaea (tarantolino)
Lineage: Eukaryota; Metazoa; Chordata; Lepidosauria; Squamata; Sphaerodactylidae
Gene: FZD4
Product: frizzled class receptor 4
Exons: 2
Coding region: 1-1611 (536 amino acids)
Biological process (GO): canonical Wnt signaling pathway; non-canonical Wnt signaling pathway; retina vasculature morphogenesis in camera-type eye
Cellular component (GO): plasma membrane
Molecular function (GO): Wnt receptor activity; Wnt-protein binding
Source: RefSeq, a predicted model, not a curated record